AUGGAGUCCCCAGUUCAGAUCUUCCGCGGAGAUCCGGGCCCCACCUGCGCGCCGAGCACCUGCCUGCUCCCCAACGGCAGCGGCGGGGUCCCGGGCUGGGCCGAGCCCGACAGCAACAGCAGCGCGGGCUCCGAGGACACGCCGCUGGAGCCCGCGUACAUCUCCCCCGCCAUCCCGGUCAUCAUCACGGCGGUCUACUCCUUGGUGUUCGUCGUGGGCUUGGUGGGAAACUCCCUGGUCAUGUUCGUGAUCAUCCGAUACACUAAGAUGAAGACGGCGACCAACAUUUAUAUAUUUAACCUGGCUUUGGCUGAUGCUUUAGUUACUACCACCAUGCCCUUCCAGAGCACAGUUUAUCUGAUGAAUUCCUGGCCCUUUGGGGAUGUGCUAUGCAAGAUAGUCAUUUCCAUUGACUACUACAACAUGUUUACCAGCAUUUUCACCUUGACCAUGAUGAGUGUGGACCGGUAUAUUGCUGUGUGCCACCCUGUCAAGGCGUUGGACUUUCGCACACCCUUGAAGGCAAAGAUCAUCAAUAUCUGUAUUUGGCUCCUGUCUUCAUCUGUUGGCAUAUCCGCGAUUGUCCUUGGAGGAACCAAAGUCAGGGAAGACUUGGAUGUCAUCGAGUGCUCCUUGCAGUUCCCGGAUGACGAUUACUCGUGGUGGGACCUCUUCAUGAAAAUCUGCGUCUUCGUCUUUGCCUUUGUGAUCCCCGUCAUCAUCAUCAUCAUCUGCUACACCCUGAUGAUCCUGCGCUUAAAGAGCGUCCGGCUCCUCUCCGGCUCCCGAGAGAAAGAUCGCAACCUGCGGCGAAUCACCAGGCUGGUCCUGGUGGUGGUGGCCGUCUUCAUCAUCUGCUGGACGCCCAUCCACAUCUUCAUUCUCGUGGAGGCGCUGGGGAGCACCUCGCACAGCACGGCUGCCCUCUCCAGCUACUACUUCUGCAUCGCCCUGGGUUACACCAACAGCAGCCUGAACCCCAUCCUCUACGCCUUCCUCGACGAAAAUUUCAAGCGGUGUUUCAGGGACUUCUGCUUUCCAAUCAAGAUGAGGAUGGAGCGGCAGAGCACUAGCAGGGUCAGAAAUACGGUUCAGGAUCCUGCCUACGUGAGGGAUGUCGAUGGGAUCAAUAAACCAGUAUGA
This is a messenger RNA of Eptesicus fuscus (big brown bat), 1143 nucleotides long. It is a transcript of the gene OPRK1, whose product is annotated as opioid receptor kappa 1. The coding region runs from base 1 to 1143 and encodes 380 amino acids. NCBI's taxonomy places the organism in Eukaryota, Metazoa, Chordata, Mammalia, Chiroptera, Vespertilionidae. Gene Ontology annotation, biological process: neuropeptide signaling pathway; G protein-coupled opioid receptor signaling pathway; sensory perception of pain. The record is from RefSeq and is a predicted model, not a curated record. Gene Ontology annotation, molecular function: neuropeptide binding; dynorphin receptor activity. The transcript is spliced from 3 exons. Gene Ontology annotation, cellular component: neuron projection; membrane.